GUGCGUACGCGAAACGUCAUAAAGCUCUAUUGUUUGUGUUCACAUUUCUGGAGCAACAUUUGAAAUGGGCGAAUAAGCAUUUUGACAGUUGGAACUAUUUUGCAAUUUCUGAGACUACACAGAUUACUUUAGCUGGCCUUUCCAGCUCCCUUUCAACACAGCUGUCAAAAUGCUUGCGCGACCUUUUAAAAUGUUGCUCCAAAAUUUUGUGUUGAUUCGACUGAGGGUGUGGCAGUGUUGCCAAACGCGUUUCUAUUUCAGAAACCUCCAUUUUAAAAUCCAAAUCUAACAUUUUUCCCUUUUUCGUUUCCCCUCUUCCCGCUGCUCUCUCAUUUCUUCCCCUCGCAGGCAUGGGCACCCGCUUCGACGACAACCGGCUCACGCUGCGCAUUCACCGGGGCCGCGGUUCCACUGCCAGCGCCCACGGCCCCAACCCGGUUCCGGCGUCCGUAACGGCGGCGGCCGCCGCCUCCUCCUCUCACCUGCACGAGUCCCCGCACAGCAACGGAAGCACGCACAGCACCACCACCAGCAUCGGAAGUGCCUCGCCGGAGCGGCUGUCCCGGUACUCGACCCGCUGCAAGAACCACGAGAAGAUCAAGAUUUCCGUGUCGUACCCGUCGACGGAGAACUUGGCGACUGGGGGUGGUGGGAGUGGGGUCGGGGAGGGGAGCAAGCUGCUGUACGCGGUCCACUACUCGUCGAACGGGGGGAAGGAGCACACGGCGUCGCAGAUCUUCCGGAGGUCGUCGAAGGACAAGCGAGGGGGGAAGGGGAAGCAGGGCGAUCAGGGUCAGCAGAAGGAGUACUUGACGGUGGACGGGAGGGAGCGGAGUUUGCUUUCGCCGAGGUCGAGCAAACGGAUGGGCAAGCGGAACAUUAAGGCGCAGGUCAAGCGGUUCCGGAUGGAGACGAAGGCGGCCAAAACGCUCGCCAUCAUCGUGGGCCUGUUCAUCCUGUGUUGGUUGCCCUUCUUCACGAUGUACCUGGUCCGGCCGUUCUGCGAAGACUGCAUCAACGAAACGCUCUUUUCGAUCCUGUUCUGGCUCGGCUAUUGCAACUCGGCGAUCAACCCGAUGAUCUACGCGCUCUUCUCCAAGGACUUCCGGUUCGCGUUCAAGCGGCUCAUCUGUCGGUUCUUCUGCUCGGCAGAACCGAUCGCGCGACCCGCCAGCCGUCGCGGCUCCGACAUGUCCCAGAUUCGCGGACAUCACGGAAGUCGCGCCCCGAGCAUCUCCCCCUCCGCCGCGGCCCAGUCCCUCGGCGAGGACAGCGAUCCGAUGAUGACGCUGGCCGGCGAUCUGUCCGACAGCAGAUGACGCCGCUCGUACGGGCCGAGCAUCAGUUCCAACUCUAGUCCCGGCGCGGGCUGCCGGAAGAAUAGCAGUAUUAGUACGGGUACCGGAACCACUUCCGGUGGGGGUGGAGGAGGGGGACGCGUUCCGGUGUACGACAUUUGCCAUCCGCUGGUGAUGGAGGGGCCAGGGUUUGGGGCGUACGGGAGUACCGGGGGAAAGCAGCAGGAGGACAACAGAGGGGGUGGUGGUGGUGGCCGGAAGGACAGCUUUGCCGACGGGGGGAUUGGGGGGACGGGGUUGGUGGCGCGGACGAACAUGUGAUCGUUCUGGAGCAGGAGAUUGCUGCAUUUUUGUGAUCGGUCGUGAUGUGGUGGAAGGUUUCGUUGAAAGGUGAGAUUCGAUCAAUUUACGGGACUAGGGAUUUGGCAACACUUUAGUUCAACAAUUUUGACAUAUCUGUACACUCUUAUUUAAAACGACCAAAUUGUAUAAAUUUCAAGCAAAACCAAACCAAUGUAUGAUAUUUUUUAAUUGAAAAAAAUAUUCAAAUUUUCAUCAUUCAAACGAAGUAAAAUUUGGCAUGCUUUUCACUUUAUUUGAUUUUUUAAAUAUAAAAAUGUUCGCAAAUUACCGUAUUAUUCGAAAAUACUCACAUUUUCAAAACAUGCUAUAUGUGUAUCAAACGAAGUCACCCCGUUUUA
This is a messenger RNA of Culex quinquefasciatus (southern house mosquito), 1999 nucleotides long. Its product is annotated as octopamine receptor Oamb. The transcript has a single exon. Bases 351 to 1319 code for a protein of 322 amino acids. Gene Ontology annotation, molecular function: G protein-coupled amine receptor activity. Gene Ontology annotation, biological process: adenylate cyclase-activating adrenergic receptor signaling pathway. Gene Ontology annotation, cellular component: membrane. The record is from RefSeq and is a predicted model, not a curated record. Lineage: Eukaryota; Metazoa; Arthropoda; Insecta; Diptera; Culicidae.